CGGAGGACUGCUCGAGGGCUCCGACGGCAGGUAUAACUGCCGACAGUAGUUGCGUCGGCAAAGCAGUGCUCAACCAUGGACGGCGCCGCGACCCACUGCCUCACGUCGCGACCACUACACCCCGCAGCGCCGAGGCGCCACCCACCCAAGCGGCAGCGCAGCACCGUCGAAGGCUUCCUCGAGGCGUCGGCCACGGCGUUUUUCGUGCUGGGCCUGCCCGUCGUCGCCGCGGCAAUAGCGCUCGCCGGCGCGCGCUACGUGCCGGAGACGCGGCGCCGCGAGCUGCUCGCGGCCCUCCUCGUGCACGGCGCGUCGACGGGCCUCGUGGCGCUGCCGCUCGCCGUCUGCGGCCUCCACGGCUACCAUAGGAGGACCGGCGCGCUCCACCAGCUGUGCGCGACGCACUUGGUGUGGAACGCGCACCUCGUCGCGCCGGGCCUCUCGUUCUACCCCUUCCUCGUCGAGAGUUUCUUGUUGAGGAGCGACCCGGGCACGCACGCGGGCGUGCUGCGCGACACGGCGCAGUAUUUUGUCUGGUGCUGCGCGCCGCUGGUCUUGGCGACGGGCGCGGUCAAGGGCGUUGCGACGCGGCGGCGCGAGCGCUUCGGCUGGCGGCACCGCGCUGGAUUGGGCGGCGCGUGCUUCGGGGUCUUCGCGGUGUACGUCUGGACGCAGCGCUCUUCGGCGUCGCUGCCGGCGACGCUCGCGGCGUCGAUGGCCUUCUACCUCUACGCGGCGGCCUCCUACCUGCCCCCCCAGCCGGAAGCGGACGGGCCGGAGAUCACGGGCGCGCGCGAGUGGCCGGCGCUGCGGGUCUGGCUGAAGCCGUUUCUGCUCGACGCGGUCGAGGCCUACCUAGGAUUGGAGGUCGUGCGGGACGCGCCGGCGCCGCGGCGUUCCGUGGAUGCGGCGGCGUUGCAGCGCUUGGAGCGGGCCGCGGCGGCUACAAGGGAGGCGAUAAAUGAAGUAACUCCGCUCGCGCCGACGGCCGAAAUUAGGAGAGCGGUGCGGGAUCUGAGUCGGGCGGCGGCGACCUUGGAUGGCCUCGCGGCGAGCGAAGAACGGGGCGAGCGCCACGCGCUGCGCGAGGGCGAGGCGUGCUUGGUGGGGUUUCAUCCGCACGGCGUCGUGCCCUUCGACGCGGCGCUGGCCACGUUGCGGUGGCCCUGCGGGAAAGCGGUCGUCUGCACGGACGCCUUCACGCACGUCAUCCCCUGGAUGCGGGACCUGGGCCAGUGGCUCGGCGCGCGCGAAGUUACGAGGGAAGCGAUCGGCUUGUCGUUGCGGAGCGGCGCGUCGGUCGUGCUCGUGCCGGGCGGCCAGGCCGAGCUCUUCGCGACGUCAUCAUACUCAAAGCAGGUGCGCAUCUAUCGGGGCCACCGCGGCUUUGUGCGGGUCGCGCUGCAGCACCGCGCGCGCCUGGUGCCGGCCUUUUCGUUUGGGGAAUGGGAGCUCAUGGACAACGUAUCAAUGGAGGGCAUGCAGCGGUGGACGCGGUCGUGGCUGGGCUUCCCCGUGCCGUUCUGGCCGUACGGGCGCUGGGGCCUGCCGUUGCCGCGGCGGCCGCCGCGCGGCGUGCGCGUGGUCGUGGGCCGGCCCGUGGACCUGCCCGUCGACGGCGCCGUCGACGAGGCGGCGGUCGAGGCGUGCCACCGGGCCUACUUCGAGGCGCUCUUCGAUCUGUUCGAGCGCCACAAGGAGCGGGCGGGCUACGGCGACCACGAGCUGGUGUUUUUUGAUUCGGCGCUCGACGCCGUGAAGAAGAAGAGUGUGUGAUAGUUGGUUGUAUAUAUAAG
Molecule: messenger RNA, 1796 nt
Organism: Pelagomonas calceolata
Lineage: Eukaryota; Pelagophyceae; Pelagomonadales; Pelagomonadaceae
Source: the annotation of a GenBank genome assembly